AGUUGGUGUCAUCGCCGUGCGCAACAUUGCUCGUGUAACACGAUAAUUUGUGCACUUUUUUUGUUUUUGUUUAGCAUUAAGUUAACGUACACGGAAAAUGGAUGGCACGCUUACAGUGCCUAAGUCUUUGCCUGCAACGACCACCGUCACUUUGGUUGAGAACAAUGCCAACCCUUCUGGCCUUCACUUAGUAAAUCCACAGCAAACAAACAGAAGUGGAGAUCCAAUGGAUUUGGUAGCAUUAGCUCAGCAAGUACAGAAGGCAGAUGAGUUUGUGAGAGGCAAUGCAUGCAAUAAAUUAACAGUUAUAGCUGAGCAGAUUCGAUACUUACAAGAACAAGCCAGAAAGGUACUAGAAGAUGCCAAAAGAGAUGGUGACUUGCAUCAUGUAGCUUGUAAUUUUGUGAAAAAGCCAGGGAAUGUGUACUACGUAUAUAUGCGUGAAUCUGGACAAAGAUAUUUCUCUAUUCUUUCACCAAAAGCAGGGUCAUGGGGCAGCUGGAGCCUAUCCCAGCAGGAAUCGGAUGCACGACAGAAACAAUCUCUGUGCAGGGUGCCAGUCCAUCGCAGGCUGAACACGCACACAAUAGGGACACUUUAACAGCACCAGUACAACUUACCUGCAUGUGUUUGGACUGUGGAAGGAAACUGGAACACUGGAAGAGAACAAGCAAACUCCAUGAAGGGGACACUCCUAUUUUUCCUUUACUGUGAGAUGACAGUAAUCUACUCUGCUGCUAAAUAAUAAUAAUUUUAAUAAUCAUUCACGAAAUGCCCUUCUGUUUUUGUUGUGUGACGAAAGCUUUUCUUUCUUCUGUUGCCAAUCUCGAACAUGUGACUCUAGAGCACCGUACUUGCGACCUGCUGCCCGAAUGCCUAUCUUCUCUGCUUCCAAAAUCACUUUUAUUUUCUCUCCCACCGUGAAGGAGCGUAAACGCAUGCUGAAUGACAAUGCCAAACUGAUUCAAAAGCAAGAGAGAGAGCGAGCGAGCCCAAGCAAAAGAAGUAAACAUUACAGAAUUAAUUUCCUUGUGUAUGACGCGCACCUGAUUUUCUAAUGCUAAUUUUCGGGUAAAAUAUGUGCAUGGUACACGUGUAAAUACGGCAUAUAAAUAAAUAAAUGAUUGAUGCAGUUUUAGUCUGCUCUAUUGUGGACUCUGUCUUUUUCAUUUUCUCAAAAACAUGCCAUAGAAAAGGUGGUGUGGCCUUUCAUAAAAAUGCAAUGUAGUGUAAUCAGUUCAAUUCAGAUUUUUUUGUGCAAAGUACAAUGAAACUCACAUACUCUUUUUCACAACACUCACACGUGUGAAUCUCUUUCUGAAAGCUUUAUAAAUAAAGAAUGUCAACAGUUGGAGUGGGUUCAGCAUUAGUUUGUCAAAGCUUCACCCACAGUGGCCACUGCAAGCAGACAAACGAGCAAGAAACUCUGAAAAAUAGGACAAAGUAUCUGUGAAAAUGAUUUAUUUCUAGUUUCCUUCUGUUAUCAGAAGGAUGCCUCAUUAAACGCGAAACUAGGGCUGGACAAUAUAUUCCUUCUGAAUGCUAAAAAAAAAAAUCCCCAAAAUCUCCAGCAGUCGUCUUUGUAUGAUAGCUUCAACUUCACCCAUGUUACCUGGAGGUGAUGAGUGUGAGGAGAAAAAAUGGAGUAAGGAUCAGAAAAGGAAUUUUUUAAAUGGUUUAGUUUUCUCCAAGAAGACAGUUGGAUAACUACACUAACGAGUAAUUCACAUUGCAGCGGAUUUUAGAUGUCUGCAUUGUGGAAAUCCUCAUUCAGUACGGUCUCCAUUACUGAAUAAAGACAGUAGCUUUCAUAGUAUCCUGUUGUCUAUUAUUCAGUGUUCAUGCCUCAGGUAUGGAAAUAAUGGCAUCCUGGCCCAUGGGAAGCUUGCCCCAUUCAGGUCUGGACUCGGGGACACUAUACUACAUUAUCUCAGUGAUGUUUGAAUCUUAAGAUUAUCGGAGGAAAUCAAAUCAUAUUACUUUGUAAGCAUGUUAAACUGUUCUAGACAAGACAAAGCAAAUGCAUAAUUUGGAACCACUGCAAAUAUUUUUAAUCAUAAAACAGUACAUGUAUAAUAUACAGAUGCACAAAUACUAUGAUCAGGGAUAAGUGAAGUAAUGAAUUACUUCUGUAAAGAAAGCGCAAUGUUUAUUGGCAGGCAGACACAAAUGCAGUAUAUAUGAGUUUACAUUAUAUAAAAAGUAGAGGAGAUAUUAAAAAAAUAAUGGUUGGAAAAAACAUGUUAUUUGACCUGCUUUACGGCACAGCUAUUCAUGAAAUUAUUAUUUUUUUUUUUAAGAAAAAAUACUUUUG
Polypterus senegalus (gray bichir) is the source of this 2314-nucleotide messenger RNA. It is a transcript of the gene c6h1orf50, whose product is annotated as chromosome 6 C1orf50 homolog. The coding region runs from base 98 to 601 and encodes 167 amino acids. The record is from RefSeq and is a predicted model, not a curated record. NCBI's taxonomy places the organism in Eukaryota, Metazoa, Chordata, Cladistia, Polypteriformes, Polypteridae. The transcript is spliced from 5 exons.